GCAGCUCUCUGUCCGCAGCCCGUCCACUGAAACAGCAUAUUCAUGGAAAUCCACACCAUAAAAACACAGCUUCAAAAGUGUUAAUACCAAAAGCUUCUGCUCACCUAAGCUUAUCUCAGCCCCACCAGCGGAGCUGGAGCACAGAUUACAGGCACAGUAUUAGCAUGGCUUGGAGCUGUAACACAAAGAUGCAACUGGGUGGACUGUUUCUCUCGCUCUUCGGGUGGGUCUCGUCCUGCGUUACGACUUUUGUGCCACUCUGGAAGAAUCUCAACUUGGACUUAAAUGAACUGGAGAUCUGGAACAUGGGGCUCUGGCAAGUCUGCAUAAUCCAGGAGGAAGGAGCCAUGGAGUGUAAAGCCCACGAGUCCUUCCUCGCUCUGCCCCUGGACCUGCGGGUGUCCCGAAUCCUGAUGUGCCUUUCCAAUGGACUGGGGCUUCUUGGAUUCCUUCUCUCUAGUCUGGGGUUGGACUGCUGGAAAACGUGUGAAGAAAAACCUGAACUAAAGAAACGGCUAGUGCUUUCUGGAGGAGCAGCUUUUGGCAUGGCAGGGAUUAUGACCCUCAUUCCGGUUUCCUGGGUUGCCUAUAACACAGUGCUUGAAUUCUGGGAUGAAACUAUUCCUGACAUUGUCCCGAGAUGGGAAUUCGGGGAGGCAACAUUCCUGGGGUGGUUUGCUGGCUUUUUCCUUGCAGCAGGUGGGUUGCUCCUUAUCUAUACCACCUGCUUAAAAAGGACUGAAACACCAUCUAUGCCUGCAGCAGUUUGCCGUCAACGUGCAGCGAUGCAAGGUCCAGCUGGGAUGUCACCUUGGAGUCACCACUCACACCCCAAAAAUGCAGAUCUGGUAAUCUAAGACUUUCAGCACAGUGUCCUGCGCAGUUCCUGGCUGUUCAGAUUUCAGAGACAGUUCUCAUAUUUUACAGGAUGAUUGGCUAAUUCCUAAGACAGGGUUGCAGAUUUUUUUUCUUCCUGUGUGUCUGUCUGUUUCUUUUCUUUUUUUUUUUUUUUUUAAUUAAAAGAGCAACAGCUUUCUCUGCAGCACUUGCAGACUGAGCCUAGCGUUCUAAGCCAACAAGGCAAACAUAGAGCAGUAAAGAGCACUUCGUAUUUUGUGGUUACAUUUGCAAUAUAGUCAAUUCUUGAUUACACUAUGUUAGCAUUUCCCUGGAAAUUUCCAAUAGCCAAGAAUGUAAUCAUUGUAACAUCUAUGUCCAAACUAAAAAGUUCAUUCCUUGAAUGUCCAUUUCUCUUUAAUGU
This is a messenger RNA of Struthio camelus australis, 1261 nucleotides long. It is a transcript of the gene CLDN25, whose product is annotated as claudin 25. Gene Ontology annotation, biological process: cell adhesion; bicellular tight junction assembly. Gene Ontology annotation, cellular component: bicellular tight junction; plasma membrane. The record is from RefSeq and is a predicted model, not a curated record. NCBI's taxonomy places the organism in Eukaryota, Metazoa, Chordata, Aves, Struthioniformes, Struthionidae. Gene Ontology annotation, molecular function: structural molecule activity.